UCAUAUUGAUGAACGAGAAUCAGUAGGUGAAGAUCUUUGAAGAAGUGCAGAAUAAGGAGGAGAUCGAAUAUAUCCGGCAGCCAUGGCCGGGAAUAUUGGGAUGGAACAAUUGAUUCCAAUUGUUAAUAAGCUGCAAGAUGCUUUCACGCAACUGGGAGUUCAUAUGCAAUUAGAUCUACCCCAGAUUGCUGUGGUGGGUGGACAAUCAGCAGGAAAGAGUUCAGUACUUGAAAAUUUUGUUGGCAGGGAUUUCUUGCCCCGAGGAUCUGGUAUAGUAACCAGAAGACCAUUGAUUCUUCAAUUGAUAAAUGGAAAUGCAGAAUACGCUGAGUUCUUGCAUUGCAAGGGCAAAAAGUUCACAGACUUCAAUGAAGUACGUGCCGAGAUUGAAUCUGAGACAGAUCGCAUCACCGGAUCCAACAAGGGCAUUUCUCCAGUGCCUAUCAACUUACGAGUCUAUUCGCCAAAUGUACUCAACUUGACGUUGAUCGACUUGCCCGGGCUCACGAAGGUGCCCAUCGGCGACCAGCCCAUCGACAUUGAGCAGCAGAUCAAAGCCAUGAUCUUCCAGUUCAUCAGACGUGAAUCAUGCCUCAUACUCGCUGUCACACCCGCCAACACCGAUCUGGCGAACAGCGAUGCCCUUAAACUUGCCAAAGAAGUGGAUCCACAAGGUCUGCGCACAAUCGGUGUGAUCACCAAACUGGAUCUCAUGGACGAGGGCACGGACGCGCGCGACGUGCUCGAGAACAAGCUGCUGCCGCUGCGGCGCGGCUACAUCGGCGUCGUCAACCGUUCGCAGAAGGACAUUGACGGACGCAAGGACAUUUCCGCCGCUCUGGCCGCCGAGAGGAAGUUUUUCCUAAGCCACCCGUCGUACCGCCACAUCGCGGACCGGCUCGGCACGCCGUACCUGCAGCGCGUGCUGAACCAGCAGCUCACGAACCACAUCAGGGACACGCUGCCGGGUCUACGCGACAAGCUGCAGAAGCAGCUGCUGGCGCUCGAGAAGGACGUGGAGCAGUACAAGCACUUCCGGCCCGAUGAUCCGUCUAUCAAGACCAAGGCUAUGCUGCAAAUGAUCCAGCAGCUGCAAACGGACUUCGAAAGAACGAUCGAAGGUUCUGGAUCCGCGCAGAUCAACACCAACGAGCUGUCCGGCGGCGCCAAGAUCAACCGGCUGUUCCACGAGCGGUUCCCCUUCGAGAUCGUCAAAAUGGAGUUCGACGAAAAGGAACUGCGUAGGGAGAUCGCCUUCGCCAUACGAAACAUUCACGGUAUUAGGGUCGGUCUGUUCACUCCGGACAUGGCGUUCGAGGCGAUCGUAAAGAAGCAGAUAGCUCGGCUAAAGGAGCCGUCGCUCAAGUGCGUGGAUCUCGUCGUGCAGGAGCUAUCCAACGUGGUCCGCGUGUGUACAGAGAGGAUGUCCCGCUACCCCCGGCUGCGCGAGGAGACGGAGCGCAUCAUAAUGUCGCACGUGCGCUCUCGCGAGCAGCAGUGCAAGGACCAGCUCGUGCUGCUCAUCGACUGCGAGCUCGCCUACAUGAACACGAACCACGAGGACUUCAUCGGUUUCGCUAACAAACGACGGCACACAUCUUAUAAUGAUGUUGAUGAAAAUAAUCGCGCACAGAAUCAAUCUGAAAACGCAGCUAAGUCUGGCCAUCGGGCACUUGGGAACCAGGUCAUCAGGAAAGGAUACAUGUGCAUACACAACUUGGGAAUAAUGAAAGGAGGCUCCCGCGACUACUGGUUCGUGCUCACGUCGGAGAGCAUCUCCUGGUUCAAGGACGAGGAGGAGCGCGAGAAGAAGUACAUGCUGCCGCUCGACGGGCUCAAGCUGCGCGACCUCGAGCAGGGCUUCAUGUCGCGCCGCCACAUGUUCGCGCUCUUCAACCCGGAGGGCCGGAACGUGUAUAAGGAUUACAAGCAACUUGAAUUGUCAUGUGAAACCCAAGACGACGUGGAUUCCUGGAAGGCGUCCUUCCUCCGAGCUGGUGUGUACCCUGAAAAGACUUCAGAAGCAGCAAACGGAGAAGAGGGCGAAGGAAAUGAGAGGAGUAAUUCCGACUCGAGCGGCACCAGCAGUAUGGACCCGCAGCUCGAGCGGCAGGUGGAGACGAUCCGGAAUCUGGUAGACUCGUACAUGCGCAUAGUCACCAAGACCACGAGGGACCUCGUGCCGAAGACGAUCAUGAUGAUGAUCAUCAACAAUGCCAAAGAUUUUAUUAACGGCGAGCUGCUUGCGCAUCUGUAUGCGUCUGGUGAUCAGUCGCAAAUGAUGGAGGAGUCGCCGGAGGAGGCGCUGAAGCGCGAGGAGAUGCUGCGCAUGUACCACGCGUGCAAGGAGGCGCUGCGGAUCAUCGGCGACGUGUCGAUGGCCACCGUGAGCACGCCCGUGCCGCCGCCCGUCAAGAACGACUGGCUCGAGAGCCGCCUCGACUCCAACCCGCGCCUGUCGCCGCCCUCGCCCGGCGGCCCGCGCCGCGCCGCGCCCCCGCAGCAGAGUUCGCUGGGCCAACGCGGCGCCCCGCCGCAGCCGGCGGGAGGCGCAGGGCGACCGGCGCCCCCGCUGCCGUCGCGGCCCGGCGGUGCGGCCCCGCCCCCGCCCGGCUCGCGCCCCGCGCCCGGCGGUGGCCUGCCCGCGCCGCUCAUACCCACGCGGCCGGGCGGCGGCGGCGCGGCGGCGGGCGCGGCGGGCGCGAUGAGCCAGCUGCCGCCGCACAUGCGCCAGCAGAUCAACCAGGCGGUCGGCCAGGCCGUCACCAACGCGGCCAUCAGCGAGCUCAGCUCGGCCUUCGCGAGAUUCAAGUAAACUUGCGCGCUCGUGUGGCGCCAUCUGUUGUGCGUCUGCUGUCGAGGGGGAUCGGGCUAGGGGGGGUUGCUCGGAAUCCGUGGGGGAAAUGCUUUUCUGUCUGAUGUUCGGGUGGGAGGUCUUGUUUUGGAAGAGAAAUUGUUAAUAUUGAGAACUUUUUCCAGAUACCCUAAUUUUCUGAAAAUUGUGCUUUCGUUCAUCAUAAUUUUAAAUCUUUCUGUUGGAUUAAGAAAAUUCAAUUCUCCUGGUCCGAUCGCUCAUCUUAACCCAAUAUAGUACUAACUCGUGUGUAUACGCAACGCACUACGCCUUUCGUGUAAUUUUGUAAAAACAAAACAAGUUAUAACUUAUAACUAAUGGAUUUGUUGUUAUUAAAUUAGUAGAGCCCACUAAUUGUUGUAUUUAAUCAUAUUAAAAUCAAUACGUUAACUUAAAAUAGAAAAUAAAUUAGUUAUAUAUCUGAAAACAACAAUAUAAUGCAGAUAUAUUAUUUAAAAUAAAUUAUCUAGCAUACCCAAGAUUUCACAUAUAGGUUUAAUGUAUUAUAUCGCAUAAAUAUUUUUUUAAUUCCCUUACUAUGUACGUCAAGGUGCCCUUGAAUUUAUUGGUGUACUAUAUAAAUCUUGCGCUUUUCAAAUUCCCCUAUAUUUGAUUGAUUUUUAUUUUUGUGACAGAUGUUGCCAGUGAUAAGUUAACGCUUUUGUUUGUAAACUGUGUUUUUUUCACGCUUUAUAUAAUACAUUUGUUACUGAAAUAACUGACUGUAUUUAUAAAAUAAAUGUUUUUUCGGAAAAUUUCAUAAAGCGAUAAUUUCAAGAAGUACUAUAUUUUCGAGCAUAUUGAUUAGAUCAUCCGUAAUUAUUGAAUAACGUAUGGAUUUUAUUUUCUGUGUCGCUACGUGUGUAAAGUUUUAUGCGUAUAACACUGCUGGUCAUAAUGUUACCAUAGUGUAAUAAUUUAAAACUUUUUAAUUAAAUAACACAAUUGUCCCAAAAAGGUUGUUGAAAUUAGUUAACUCGUGAUUCAUGAAGAUCACACACUUGUCGAUAUUUAUUUUCACAGAUUUUUGCAUGAAUGCAGCAUAUAACAUAAUUAUGAUAAAUACAGAUACUUAACAUACAUUCCAGAUUAUAAUUAAUCAACUAAAUUAGCUGUGAAAAAUUACAGUAUUAUCUACGAAUAAAUCAAGCAGUGCUUUAGGAUUAUUGUAAAAGAGAUACAAACGAAGAAUUUUCCCCGCGCAAUGCGCACGUAUUACAUGGUUAUGUAAUUAAAUUUAUUUUGUAUAAUUGUAAAGAUUAUAUUCAGUGGCUUAAGGUUAUAUUAGGUGUAUAUUGUAGUUGAGUUUAGCGCGGGAUUGCGUCCCGUUUCGUAGCAUCCGAAGAAAAAAAAAAAUUGAGCAUAUCAAAUUGUUUCUGUAAAUGAUUUAAGUGAUUAUUAUAUUAUAUGUGAAGAAGACUCGAGCGUCUAUUUGUUGAUGUUGAUGCACCAGACUUGCGUAGUUUAGCUGCGUAGGCGUGUUGCAAAUUGUUCUCACCUCAGUGUUUAAGUGUUUCAUUAGCUUAGAUGCGGUCGAUUCUCCACCACGCAAACGUUCCGAGCUCUGUUAAAUGCGUGCUCUGUUCAGUAUUGUAUCGGUAUCGCCUUCGAAAACUGUACGUAAACUGUUUGUACUUAUGGUAAGACCAAAGCGAUUGUCCCCUAUAUUGUUGCUGUUAGCAAUAUCUUUGGUCAAUUAUUAGAAUGUUCUAUGGUAUAUGAUGUGAAAUCGGAAUUAAAUGUUACAAAAUUAAUGGAAUUUUAAUCUUAACUCAUCAUCAUGUAGACGCGCGGCUUACGUCAUCCAUAUAGCGUUUCAUCAUGCCUGCUCAUUGUCGUUCAGUUAAUUUUAACGGAAAUUGGCGCCGAAAUGAGCAAUGAGUAUUUUUCGAUUAUAUGGGACACGUUCGGCGUCAUUGAUCAUAGUUCCUACACGUUUGACGCUGCAGUUAACGCGUAACUAUAUUACAAUUAUGAUAAUAUAAAUAAAUAAUAAUCAUCAUAAAGUUUUUGCUCUCUCUCUCUCUCUCUUGUUAAUAGCGUUAGUACCAUCGAAAGAUCUAGACAGAGAUUGUUGGAUUUGAUAUAGUUUAUGAAUAUUGUUAAUCUUAUGCUGUAUAAAUAGAGUAAUUAAACGCUAUAUACGUGUA
Zerene cesonia (dogface butterfly) is the source of this 5004-nucleotide messenger RNA. RefSeq names its product dynamin (gene shi). The record is from RefSeq and is a predicted model, not a curated record. The transcript is spliced from 19 exons. Gene Ontology annotation, molecular function: GTP binding; microtubule binding; GTPase activity. Gene Ontology annotation, biological process: receptor-mediated endocytosis. NCBI's taxonomy places the organism in Eukaryota, Metazoa, Arthropoda, Insecta, Lepidoptera, Pieridae. The coding region runs from base 83 to 2815 and encodes 910 amino acids. Gene Ontology annotation, cellular component: synapse; cytoplasm; plasma membrane.